GUAGGUAUCGUUGCUUGCUUGCUUUCUUUACUUUGCACCGCGCGUCGUCUACAAAUUGGACUUAAAUUGAAAGAAUAUUUAUCAUAUUACAUUCAAGUUAAUAAUAUUAACUUAAUACAUAAUAAUUAAACGUAAACAACAUACAACCGUGCCAAUAAUAUGAGGAUGUGUAGAAAUAUGUGAAAGUGACAGUCGCAACAAUCGACUCAGUUUUUGUGAUUAUAAUGUUAUUUCGCACAGUUUCAAGUCCACCAAUUUGUAUGUGCUGAAAUGUUACAUUUGGGAGUUCUUUCGUGUAUCGUCGAGGACACAUGAUCCGCGAUGUUCGAGGCGGGAUAGCAAGCGCUUGCACGAUCAACAUUUAUAAUGCAACAAGAUUGUUUAGCGGACGAGUGCAAGAGUAAAAGUCUGCGGCGGAGGCCCACGAAGGUUCUGAAGAUAGCCGAGAGCUUCACGAACUUGGAUGAGACUGCGAAGGCGGGCCGUUUCGUGAGGGGGCCUAACUGGCGAAGGCGUCGUGAGGGACUCGACGGGAGGACCAAGUGUUGUGAUGAUGAUAUAUGUGCUAAGGAGUCGAGUGUGAGUGAUGACAGUGAGAAGGUGGGCGACCGGAGGGUCACGGGCUCGUCGUGCACGGCCCUCCGGACCGCGGUGGCUGCUCUGUACCCGUUUGAUGACUUCAUCCUGGAGAAGAUUGGCUCUGGAUUCUUCUCCGAAGUUUUCAAAGUCACCCACAAAACGUCGGGCAAGGUGAUGGUGCUGAAGAUGAACCAGCAGCGGGCCAACCGGCCCAACAUGCUGCGCGAAGUGCAGCUCAUGAACAAACUGAAACAUCCUAACAUACUCGGGUUCAUGGGCGUUUGCGUGCACGAGGGGCAGCUCCAUGCGCUCACCGAGUACAUGGAGGGCGGGUCGCUCGAGCAGGUCAUCCUUGGCAUGCCGCCCGAGCCCCUCCCGCAGGCGGCGCGGGUGUCGCUAGCGGCUGACAUGGCCGCCGGUCUCGAGUACCUGCACUCGCUCGGGGUGUUCCAUCGCGACCUCACCGCCAAGAAUGUAUUAGUAAGAAAACACGGAGAAGGAGACUACACCGCAGUCGUGGCCGACUUCGGUCUCGCCGCUAAAAUACCUCAUCCAGUCAACGGCUACCGGCUGCCAAGCGUCGGCUCGCCCUGGUGGAUGUCGCCAGAGUGCCUGCGCGGGCGCUGGUACGACCACCGCUCCGACAUCUUCUCCUACGGCAUCAUACUGUGCCAGCUGAUCGCCAGGGUGGACGCCGAUCCGGACGUGCUCCCGCGCACGGACAAUUUCGGCCUCAACUACAUGGCGUUCGUAGAGCUGUGCGACGAAGAAACCGUGCCGGACUUCCUAAGGCUCGCCUUCAACUGUUGCAUCUACGAUCCUAAAGCGCGGCCGCUAUUCCCCGAGAUAGUGAGCAACCUCGCCGAGAUCAAGGAGAGCUUGGACGACGCGCCGUGGGGCCACGCACCCAAUAUCAGCUAUGAGAGCGAGGAAUCGGAUGCUUCAGGGCCACGGUCCUGCCCCGGGUUGUAUACGUGGCGCCCGCAGCGGCACCUGAGCCACGACCCGCUUCGGCAUACCCCACUUGACACCAUCCAGCACCGGCGCUCGCUGUCGGAGCUGGAGUGGGGCGCGCCGGGGCGGGGGCCGGGGCGGGGGGGGAGGGCGGCGCGCACCGCUCCGCCUCCGCGCUCCCCGCCGCCCGCGCGCGCGCGCCGCCCCGCCUCGCGCGCCUGCACCGCCUCGCGCACAUCAUGCUGCUGCGCGACCCGCCCCGCGGCAGGGGAGGCACCCCGCUGCACACCUUCCGCGGCGUCAACAAGAUCCUCGAGCACCCGCACUCCCGGGCCAGCGGUUUCUCAUCGUGCGUGGAGCUCCCGUCGCCGCUCGUGCGAGUAUCUGACGAGCCGGAGCUGGGUGAACAGCGGUGCGCUUCUUUACCGUCUUCGCCGGGACUGUCGCGGCGCGGCUCGCUGGAGCGGCCCGUGCAGCAGCAGCCACGCCCCAUCAAUAACACCGAGCUAUCCGAAGGCACGUUACUCGGCGCGGCGCGGCGGCGCGGGUCGUGCGAGUCGGGCAUCUUCUCCGUGGCCAACGAGGACCUGUGCGCCACGCACGCCGACUGCUUCUACAACGCCAUGUGCCCCUGCUCGCUCAUGGGCUGCCAGCGCUGCUGGUGGUGGCCGCGCCGCCGGCCCGAGCCGGCACCCGGCUCUGCGGAGGACGAGCUCGACUACCGCGAGCCGCCGCUGCGCAUGUGUGAGCACUGCCUUAUUAUCUACGACAGGCUCUUCAACGCGCGCGCCUACACGCGCCGCGCCCGGCUCCGCCAACUCCAGCCUCUUCGUACUCGACGAUUCCGCCCUCUCCACCACCACAGUCAGCUCGCUCCGCAGCCUAGACGACCUAGAAGAAGUCCCGUCCCGCGACGAACCCCAACCCAGGAGAAUUAUCGAGCACGACGCCUCGCCGUUCCUCUGCGGCAAGCUCGACUCCAACCGACCCGACUCCGACGCCUCCGAGACGCCGGAACCCCAGAAGGAGUACCACAUUCUAGAUAGAUGUUGCUGCGUCAGUCGCGCGAAGUGUAUAAGCGGCUGCGUCUCCCACAAACCUCUAGAUGACGACGAGUUGAGCUAUUUGCUUCAACGCGGGCCGCUCAUCAAUCAUCUACUAAAUUCCUCGUGCAAGAGAACCUCUAGUGUGUACACGGACAGUUCUGAAGAUGUGGCGUCGCUGGCGGGCUCGGAUAGCUUAUACUGCGACGAGAGGAUCCCGCGCCACGUGCGCUCGGCGCAGAUCUCCAAGAUCGUCGAGUACUUCGAGCGCAAGGGCGCCGACUUCAAGUGCGAUCGGACGUUCAAAAGUUCGCGGUUCAAAGUGAGCAACUUCGGCAAGGUCGAAAUGCUACAGUUUGCGAAGGGCAGGGAGGGCGAGCGCGGAGAGAAGGAGUACUUCGUGGACGUGAAGCACCGCGGGCUCGACGACGGCUGCGGCCGCAAGUGCGUGCAGCAGCGCCUCAUGAUCUGCGAGGGCGCCGUCAAGUCCAAGCUGCCCCUCUUCGACAAGAAGUCGUAGCGCCCGAGCGCCACACCCACGUGUCAAAUCGAUAGUGUUUCGAUACUUCCAUAGUGAUUACGGAUAAAUAUUUUUACUCUAUACACGGCGUUAUUGGAGUGAUGCAAGGCUAGUGCCGACGUUCCCGUCUACAUAUUCUAUAGAUACGACGUAUUGUGUUGAAAUCUGUUCGGCCGACGGCCCUACUGUUUCGAUUUUAUUUUGACGACUGAAUUAAAAGUAAGGUUUAGAAGGACGGUUGUAGAUUAGCUUUAGUGGAAAUAUUAGUUCGGGCGGAGCUUCUCGGUCGAUCCUGCGAUGGCCUAUUGUUACGCGAUAGUCUAUUAGUCUAAAUAUAUAUGGCAGCAUAUAAUCAUUGUUUUCUAAACGAAACGCAUUCUUUAUAGUUAUACAGUUUACAUAUAAAUUGGAGUUUUGUAAAUACGUUUAGGUUUAAUAUGUUUCAUUUAAACUUAUUUAUACACAGUAUUAUAUUAGUACUUGCCAGUUCAGAUAAUUAUAGUGUACAUAGAACCGUAACUGUUAAGAUUUAGCAACUGUCAUAAUAAUAAUUUUUGUACUUUUAAAGUGGCAGCAGUUUAAUAGAUUAUUUAGUAAUUUAAUCUUUUUAGCUUUUAAUAUACAUUACUUUACAAAAUUUAAUCGACAAAGUCAUAGAUUGAGUUAUUUAAAUUAAAGUUUUUUUUAUACAUUUGCUAAAUGGUUAUUUAAAAGUUCACCUAAGAACCGUUUAUGUCUCUUUCAAAUGCGUCUGGUGUGAGUAAGACUAAGACUUAUACAGACUUAUAAGUUAUAACAUUAUACAAAUCUGACACUGGUUUUUGUCCUGGUUUGUGUUGAACUAUUAGAGAAAAACGUGGCCCAAUACAUGUUUAAGUGGGUAUGGAUAUAAGAUCAACCGGGUCUGGUGACUGGUGGAUUAAAAGCGUCGUUUGAAGAUAUUUUAUAAACGAAAUACAAUAGAACUCUGAUAGUCGUAUAAUUUUAUAGUUUAGUGACCAUACUUCGAACGUAAAGGGUUACAAUAGUUCUAACAUGUUCCGUUUAGAAGAUAUCUUCAAAAGACGUAUUUAUUCUACCAGGCGCAAAAUUUGGCCUUACCAUAUUUUUCACCAGUUUUUUCCGUAAAAAUAGUAUUUUUGCCUAUACUAUAAGCAUUACGCCAGACGUACGAGAGAAUAUUUCGUAUACUUAUCCUAAAUUAACUAUAAAUCUAUCUAUAUCUACAGACACGUAACUAGUCUUCACACGCGUGUCAAAUAUCCGUCGAACUCUUAACGAACAAACAUAUUCUAAUAUAAUAUUAUUAUAUGUAUACAUAUAUAUAUUUGCGCUAAGCAGCUGCUAUAAAGGAGCGGUCAUUACAACUGUCGGGAAAUUCGGUGCCACUAAAAUAUUGACUUUACAAUAUUUUCGGUGAACCUACUUAAGUAUUCUUCUUUUCAUACCUUAACAUAAGUUACAAUCAUAUUAUUUAACCUUUUGGAUCACGGAAAACGCCCAAAGGUGUCUUAUCUUAGUCGUGCAAGCUUACAACGCAAUGGAUAACUACCCAUGUGUUGUAGCAUACCUACCAGUGGCGUGGCGUGAAAAUUUUCGUUGAUAAAGCCGGAGGGGUUUUCGGGAUCUGUUUAGU
This is a messenger RNA of Leguminivora glycinivorella, 4732 nucleotides long. RefSeq names its product dual specificity testis-specific protein kinase 1 (gene cdi). The record is from RefSeq and is a predicted model, not a curated record. Gene Ontology annotation, cellular component: cytoplasm; nucleus. Lineage: Eukaryota; Metazoa; Arthropoda; Insecta; Lepidoptera; Tortricidae. Gene Ontology annotation, biological process: actin cytoskeleton organization; protein phosphorylation. Gene Ontology annotation, molecular function: protein serine/threonine kinase activity; ATP binding.